CAGCUGAUUUUUGCCGCCCUUCACGAAUUCAACUUUAUUUUAGGAAAACAUUUAAAUUAAUACAAGCAUUUUAACAAUUUAUAUUAGAGCCAAAAUGACCGAGCCCCUGUGGAUCAAACAAUUUGCCGCCUGUGAGGCCACAUUCCAGUCCGCAGAAGCCUCGAUUGCCCAGAAACAGAAUGCCUGGCGAAGACAACUGCUUUUGCUAUGCCAACAAACCAGAGACUCCACCCUCUUUGCCGCAACAAAAGAACACCAGGAAAAACUGGAAAGACACGAGAGCACCGAGCAGUCAAUUGUGGAGCGCUUAAAACGAUGCCAGGAAACAAUUAAAAGGAGCCGCAGGACGAAAUCGGAGUUAAAACAAGCGGAUUAUGUGUUCGAACUGCCCCAGAAUGUGUAUUUUGAUCCUGAAUGCAGGACCGCGUACGAGAGUUGUGGGAAAGCGGAGAUGACCUUGCGAGCACUUCAAACCCCUUCCUCGAAAACCCAAACCCUUGUUAAGCCCCAUCAACCAGUGCCAUUAAAUUCUGCCCCAGGCAGUGAUUCGGAUAGGAGCUUCAAGAAAGAACACCACAUUCCACCGGAGGAUGCAUCCCAAAGUGGCUUUGGCUUUCGCACUGCCCGGGAGCAGCUGGUUCUGGACGAACUGAAGAAAAACAAGCAGCAUUCUGCCAAUGAAUCGACUGCAUCUCCAUGCGACAUGAUGAACUUUAGGAAGAAAACGCUGGGUGGAAAGCGCACUGUUAGCUCGAAGUUUGUUUCGCCCUUGGGAAGUAAUGAUAACUCCUCAAGCUCCAAUGGCAGCACCAACCUACCGCCCAACCUGGCCCAUUUGGAUCCCAAGAUGGUGGAGCAAAUUCUCGGAGAAAGCAUGCACGAUUUCAAACAUGUGGCAUGGGAAGAUAUUGCAGGACUGGAAUCCGCGAAGUCCACAUUCCUGGAAGCUAUUAUAAUGCCGCUUCGGCGGCCAGAUUUGUUCACGGGUGUGCGGUCUCCACCGAGAGGGGUGCUCUUGUUCGGCCCACCUGGCACUGGGAAAACGCUCAUUGCCAGGAGCAUUGCAUCCCAAGCCAAAGCCAAGUUCUUCAGCAUCAAUCCUUCCUCUCUGACCUCCAAGUGGGUCGGCGAGGCCGAGAAGCUGGUUAAAACAUUGUUUGCCGUGGCCGCUGCUCAUCAACCAGCUAUAAUCUUUAUAGACGAGGUCGAUUCCCUGCUAUCCAAGCGUUCGGGGAACGAGAACGAGAGCACUCUGCGGCUGAAGAACGAGUUCCUCAUCCACCUGGACGGCGCUGCCAGUAAUGAGGAGGUGCGGCUGCUGGUAAUAGGAGCCACCAACCGGCCGCAGGAGUUGGACGAGGCAGUGCGGCGGCGAUUCGUUCGCCGCUUGUACGUACCGUUGCCUACCAAGGAGGCGCGCCAGAAAAUCAUUGAGAAGAUUCUGCGGCAGGUUAAGCACAGCCUGGAUGCUACGGAAAUAAACGAGCUGGCCGAGCUUACCGACGGCUAUUCCGGUGCGGAUGUGGACUCGCUGUGCCGCUACGCUUCUAUGGCUCCUCUUCGCCUGCUGACACCUGAUCAAAUGGAGGUCAUUGAAACGCAUCAGUUGCCCGCCGUUAACAUCAUGGAUUUCAAGCAGGCUUUAAGGGAUAUUUCGAAAAGCGUUUCGGCCGAGGAUUGCCAGCAAUUCGAGGCCUGGAAUGAGGUAUACGGCGUGCGACAUUAAAUACAGACAUGGAUGUUGUAA
Drosophila biarmipes is the source of this 1747-nucleotide messenger RNA. RefSeq names its product fidgetin-like protein 1. The record is from RefSeq and is a predicted model, not a curated record. The coding region runs from base 95 to 1726 and encodes 543 amino acids. The transcript is spliced from 7 exons. Lineage: Eukaryota; Metazoa; Arthropoda; Insecta; Diptera; Drosophilidae. Gene Ontology annotation, molecular function: ATP binding; microtubule severing ATPase activity; ATP hydrolysis activity.